AUGAUUCGUUGUAGCAAUUGUUUCAUCACAUUGCUUAAUUUUAUCACGUUGGUGGCUUCAGCAAUGUUGAUAUUGAUGUCAAUGUCGUUUGGUAAUAACACGAACCCGUCUACGUGCCAGAAAGUUAUUCAAUAUCCGAUGUUGAUAUUAGGGGUAGUCCUUUUGGUAAUUUCUUUGAUGGGAAUUGUAGGGGCGGCGUGCCACGUAUCAUUUUUGUUGUGGAUAUAUUUGUUCAUGUUGUUCUGUAUCAUUACAGGGAUGAUUAUUUACUCUUUGUUCAACCUGUUUUUCACAUUGUCACAUCUAGAAAAUAGAAGCCAUGAAAAAGGUGAAUGGGAAGAUAAGUUUCAAGAAUAUUCACAAUGGAUGAAAAAUGUUGUGCCUGAUGAAAAACAAUGGGAUAAGAUUAAGAGUUGUAUGAUUGAUGCUAAAAUGUGUAAAUACAUUCCCGCAGACAGAACUGAGGAUUAUUACAAAAAUAAGCUCCCCAAGAUUCAGUCUGGUUGUUGCAUACCACCGGCGUACUGCCACUUCCAGUUCCAAAAUGCAUCAACUUGGAUAGUGCCGAAAGCAGGGGCAGUAGAGGGAGAUGCUGACUGCAAGGCAUGGAGCAACGAACAAAAUGUUAUGUGCUACAACUGCAAUUUAUGCAAGAAAACUGUCUUUGACAGUAUCAAAGAAUAUGCCGGACAUACCUCUCUUAUAAGCCUUAUCAUCUUCAUUAUUCUCUCCAUUAUUUACUCUAUUGGCUGUUGUGCUCUUACGAAUAACAGUUACAGAGAAAGGGCAUACGGCUACCAUGGCUACAGACCGUAUGGUCCUGGACCUUACGGUUAGCCAUGAUCCAUAUAUC
This is a messenger RNA of Solanum verrucosum, 853 nucleotides long. Its product is annotated as tetraspanin-7-like. Bases 1 to 837 code for a protein of 278 amino acids. Gene Ontology annotation, cellular component: plasma membrane; plasmodesma. NCBI's taxonomy places the organism in Eukaryota, Viridiplantae, Streptophyta, Magnoliopsida, Solanales, Solanaceae. The transcript has 2 exons. The record is from RefSeq and is a predicted model, not a curated record. Gene Ontology annotation, biological process: auxin-activated signaling pathway.